AUGAGUGUGAAGAACCAAGAAUACACGUGCGGGGUUUCUCACAUGGGGGUGGAAGCCAAGGAACACAAGCGCCGCAUGCUGCUGCACUCGAUGGCAGCACUAGCGCGGGGUAGUAUGAAUUCGAAUGCAGGAAGUAGCUCAACUGAACUAUCGGCAACAGCAGCCGUGGCGACUAGCGGAGGCGACGCCGCCCUUUCUGCUAGCUUAUCGACAUUGCCAUUGCCGCGUUCCGCGCAACAUGACGAGUCUGCGCUGCACAAGGGAGAUCCGACAAGCGACCCAUGCUCCUUGUCCUCAGCGCAUCAACUACGCAUGACACCUCUGGUGUCGCAGCUGAGAAUAUCGCAGUCUUCUCCGCGUCUCGUAGGCACCUCGGUGGUCGAAAGAAGAGCUACAGUUGCAGUCGCCCACGAUCUCGAAGUUGAAGAUGUUGAAGUUGUUGAAGACGAUGAAAACAGUACGAAGGCGUCGAGUGCUCCAAGCAGCACCAGACCCGUGCCGCCGAGACGUGCGACGAGUGCUUUGGAAACAUCGAGCGACCACACGAGCGACGAGUCUAUAAUGUACGCGGUGGCACUGCUACGUAAACUUCAGCAACACGCUUGUGACAGUGAACGUGGCGAGGCUGCAGUGCAACGAGAGGAGCUCGACCAGAUCCUCCACGGUUUCUCUCGCGCUCUUGAGACUGUCACCUCCACCUGGGACGAACGGAGCGUUGAAAACACGAUGCAAAAGCUGUUCGACACGCACUCGAACGUGUUUGACGAAAGUGUGCAGAACUUUUUUAUCCAGAACUUCCUGCAUGAAUCGGAGAGCGCCAAAACGCUCCGUACUGCGCUGCGUCGUACAAGUAUGCUGCGUCGCUGUUUGCUGGCAAUGUAUCAGUCCGACCACGGUGGGAAAGACAGCAACAGCGACGACAAAGGAACCGCCGCGCGUCGUUGGGGAGAAGCCGUAGCGCGAGUCAUGAAGCAGAAGGAAGACGAGCGCCGACGCUUCUCCAUUGAAGUCUGCCCCGAAAUCACGAAUCCAUCCAUCGUACUCGCUGUGCAGAACGAGAUUGCCAGCAUCGACUCGUGGAAUUUCGAUGUCUUUGCUGGCCUCACAAAGGUCGAGCAGCACGAGGUAAGCACCAACCAUUGCCUCCACAUUAAAAAGAAGAAGAAAAAACUGACCUCCUUGCUAUCUCUCGAGGUGCGUAAUUUGAUUACGGACAUGGUCUUAGCCACCGACAACAGCGUACAUUCCGCGUACUUGGGGAAGCUUGAAAACCUUGUGCGAAGAGCAACUGACGAAGGAUGGAAAGGUGCCGAUCCGGAGGACGAUCGUUUGGUGUUGCAGAUGGCAUUGCACGCCGCGGACGUGUCCAACCCGACCAAGUCGCUGCGCACUUACCUCAUCUGGACCGAGCGCAUCAUGCAGGAAUUCUACCAGCAGGGUGACAAGGAGCGCAAGCUGCUGCUGCCCGUGAGUAUCGGCUACGAUCGCGAGCAUCCCAUUCCUCUCGAGAAGAUGCAGGCUGGUUUCAUGAUUGGCAUCGUGCGGCCACUCUUCCUGUCGUUAAGUCACCUGCCCAGUGCACGACUGGGUCAUUGCAUGACCCAGCUGGACGCCAACCUGGCGCACUGGCAAGACGAGAUCAACCGUAAUCAGCCACCUCCACCUCCUCAAAAGCUUGUCGUCUCUUCGAACGAAGCAGCAGACGCAGGCAUGCUUGUUGUUAUCGCCGUCGACACCGCCAGUGUCCCCGCCUCUCGUUUGACCGUGUGGUCCCCUAACAGUAGUCGCUUAAAGCUUAAGGAACAAUUUGCUGAUAAGAUGCUGAGCCUUGUGAAGAAAGUGGCGACCGCUGCUGGUCGCCGUACGCCCGCGCAGUCGCGUCUGAUGAGCCACGGCCCGGCCCCUCCCGAGGGAAGCCUGGAGGCCAAGGUCCGCCACUACCUGCCGGAAGACUACCACAUUGUGCUGGCCACCCUAGGUGCUUACACGACACUCAUUAUGCUGUUCAAGCUCAAGCCCUCGAAGAAGAAAGAGGAGGAGAUCGUCAUCCCGUCCAGCUCGAGCUCGUCCUCGACGUCCAUCCCGUCGCUGUUUGAUGACGAGUUCGAUGAGUGGUCGAAGCUGCCGGGCAACCUUGAGAAGUGGGAGAAGAGCCUGGAGACCAUCGGCAACUAAGGUUACUAGUGCAAGUGGCCGACCGUAAUUCUCCUUCUGAGAACACGUGUCUGUCUGCUAAACAUGUCAUGGGCAUCCUGAGAUGAUAAUGAAAAGGCCCUGGCUGUGACGGCCUGCGCAAAGUGAACUUGUGUCGCCAUUACGCCUAGCUUCCUUUCAAUAUUGAGGUCCAUUUUCUGUGGAGUAGUAUAUUGCAUGACAUCGGAGAGCCUGUCUGGAGUGAUCAUAGAUUAUCCGCACAGCACGUCCAACUGAAGGUGAACAGAACUUAACAAUCGCUUCUUCAUC
Phytophthora infestans T30-4 is the source of this 2463-nucleotide messenger RNA. RefSeq lists its product as uncharacterized. Bases 1 to 2175 code for a protein of 724 amino acids. The transcript is spliced from 7 exons. Lineage: Eukaryota; Oomycota; Peronosporomycetes; Peronosporales; Peronosporaceae. Gene Ontology annotation, biological process: signal transduction. Gene Ontology annotation, molecular function: 3',5'-cyclic-nucleotide phosphodiesterase activity. The record is from RefSeq and is a predicted model, not a curated record.